Messenger RNA from Esox lucius (northern pike), 438 nucleotides. RefSeq names its product DNA polymerase delta subunit 3-like. The coding region runs from base 172 to 438 and encodes 88 amino acids. The record is from RefSeq and is a predicted model, not a curated record. NCBI's taxonomy places the organism in Eukaryota, Metazoa, Chordata, Actinopteri, Esociformes, Esocidae. The transcript is spliced from 4 exons.
GUUGAGAAGCGCACUCCAGCAGAGGUGAAAAAAAAGUGGUCCGAUUCAAAGAUCGCCACAAAGAGGCGCGUCUCGGCACUAAAGAGGAACCAGAGUCAGACUGGGGGAGGCCCACCGGAUCCAAGUCUCCAGCUGACACCGAACGAGGAGCGGGUGGCAGCCCUCAUCGGAAUGGUGUCUUUGGAAGGUAUCACCGGUGGGGGAGAUACCGACGACAUUCAUGAUGAUGGCACUGCAGGCCCCAGCGCCCUCGAGGCAUCUCCCCCUCAGCCCAUCCAGGAGCCUGAGCCUAUCCUUGCGCCAGAGCCUAAGCAGGUGCAAGCGGGGGAAGCCGAGUCCCGUCCACCAGCCUCCCGUGCGCCACGGCCAAGGGUCCUGACGGAUGAGGUCCUGGAAAGACAGACAGAAACUUCCGUCUGCACACGCUGCUGUGCUUAA